AGUCCACAGCGCAGAAGAAAAAUGAAUGAAUCCACGGGAAGCUCCUGAAGAGCUUCCUCCCCGCGUCACAGUUCUUCACCUCUUCUUCCUGGUAGAUUCGAUUCGAGCUCCAGAACGAGUCUGUUGAUAUAUAUAUAUAUAUAUAGAUAUACGCAAAUACGCGUGCAAACAGAAUUGUAUGUAUAUGUUUGCCAUAAACCCAAAACAGUCGAGAGGUUGUUCAAUUGGAGUUGUUUGAAACCCCAAUUCUUUCAAUACCUGUCCUCAUCGCAUGCGGAAUUGAGAUGGCUUCAUCGGAAAUCGAAGUCGUGCCGAACUCCAAUGAUCGGAACAGCUCGGCGCCGGGCCCUAACGAAGAGCCGUCAAUCGAUGUCUACGGCGCUGCUGCAUACGGGGAUUUCGAGAAAUUGCGCAAGUUCGUGGAAGAGGACGGCGUUUCCCUCUCUCGACCCGACCGCAACGGGUACUACGCUCUUCAGUGGGCUGCGCUUAACAAUUUCGCCGCUAUCGUGCAAUAUAUCAUCGAGCAUGGUGGCGAUGUGCACGCCACGGACAAUGCGAAGCAGACGGCAUUGCAUUGGACGGCGGUGCGGGGUUCGAUUGCGGCGGCGGACGUGUUGCUGCAUAACGGGGCUCGGGUUGAGGCGGCUGACGUAAAUGGUUAUCGGGUGGUUCAUGUUGCAGCUCAAUAUGGACAAACAACAUUCUUAAAUCACAUCAUUGCAAAAUAUCAAGCUGAUUUUGAUGUUCCAGAUAAUGAUGGUAGAAGCCCUCUUCAUUGGGCUGCAUAUAGAGGAUUUGCUGAUACAAUUAGAUUGCUUCUAUUUAGAGAUGCCUGCCAAGGGAGACAAGAUAAAAAAGGCUGUACACCAUUGCACUUUGCUGCAUUAACGGGAAAUGUGGAAGCAUGCAAUGUACUGGUACAUAAAGGCAACAAACAGGAAUUGUGGGUGAUGGAUGAUACUGGAUUUACUCCUGUACAGCUGGCAUUUGACAAAGGUCAUCGCCAUAUAGGUUUACUGCUAGCUAAUGCACGGCAUGGUGGAAGCACAAGCUGGGGUGGAAAAAUUUGCUUGGGCAAGAAAGGGGAUAUGGGUUAUGCCCCUAUUCUUUUCUGUGCAAUAUGUAUUAGCAUCAUACUUUUCAUCAACUCUGUUUUUUUUGCUCCUGGUCUACAAAAGGUUACUGCUCUGGUUGGACUCUGGGGAUGGAUUACUCUUUCUCUUGCAGUUGCUGCAUUGAUAAUGUUCUACCGAUGCAGUAGUAAAGAUCCUGGUUAUAUAAAGACAUCAAAAGGGAGUGGCAAGACAGACACAGAGGAUCCAUUGCUGGGUAUUGAUUUGAACAAUUCCUCCAUCUGGACCGGAAAUUGGUCUCAACUUUGCCCUACCUGCAAGAUAAUUAGACCUGUUCGCUCGAAGCAUUGUCCUACUUGCAAGCACUGUGUGGAACAGUUCGACCAUCACUGCCCCUGGAUCUCCAAUUGUGUUGGAAAGAGGAAUAAGUGGGACUUCUUUGUUUUUCUCUGCCUGGGAACUUUGACAUCAUUGCUUGGUGCUGUUGUUGCCACUCAAAGGAUUUGGACAGCAGCACCGAUGUUAUCAGCUGGAGAAACAUGGUUUCAUUUUAUGGUAAUUCAACAUCCCGGUUUGGUAGCAUUUCUGGUUAUGGACACAAUUAUUUUGAUUGCUGCUUCAUGUUUGAUGGCAAUACAAGCAUCACAGCUGCCAAUUAAUGUUACUAUAGUGUUGGAAACCAGAAAAAUGACCAGAACAAUAGCUCGGAAUCUUACCACAAAUGAAGCCAUCAAUGCUGUACGUUAUUGGUAUCUUUGGGGUCCAGAUGGGCGAUUUCGUAACCCGUAUAACCAUGGGUGUCGAAAAAACUGUUCGGACUUUCUCAUCCAUGGAUAUACAGACGAUGAUGAAAUUGCUUGGCCUCCCCUACAGCAGGUUUCUAGGUAGCAAUGGGAUCUUGAUUUGUGGCCUUCCAACCAGAUCUGGUACCACACUUCUCUUGGAUCCUUCCUCUACAAUGCCAAAUAGUCAAACCCCGAACCUUUCUUUUAGAUGCAACUCUUGGUCCAUAUUGGACCAUCGGUUCUGUACCUUCUUUACUAUAUGUACUUGCUAGUACCCGCAGAAAACAAUAUACAAGCUUUAUUCCAAAUUCUCACUAUAUAGCAUGGAAGUUCUGAUUC
Molecule: messenger RNA, 2200 nt
Organism: Diospyros lotus (date-plum)
Lineage: Eukaryota; Viridiplantae; Streptophyta; Magnoliopsida; Ericales; Ebenaceae
Product: probable protein S-acyltransferase 23
Exons: 14
Coding region: 285-1964 (559 amino acids)
Biological process (GO): protein palmitoylation
Cellular component (GO): Golgi membrane
Molecular function (GO): palmitoyltransferase activity; protein binding
Source: RefSeq, a predicted model, not a curated record